Messenger RNA from Opisthorchis viverrini, 297 nucleotides. RefSeq lists its product as hypothetical. The transcript has 2 exons. The record is from RefSeq and is a predicted model, not a curated record. NCBI's taxonomy places the organism in Eukaryota, Metazoa, Platyhelminthes, Trematoda, Opisthorchiida, Opisthorchiidae. The coding region runs from base 1 to 297 and encodes 98 amino acids.
AUGAUGUUCAACAUCAUUUUAUCUGCUACUGCUGGCCUGGAAGAGCUGGAAAGAAUGAAAAUUUUAUGCAAUAUCCAGUCAAUACAAUCAUCGCUAGUUUUCGUUGCUCGCCCAAGUACAGUUGGUGCAGGUGGGAUAAUCGAAGCCACCGGUAAAUAUUUGAUUAUCUGGAGCCUUCAAGAGGAUGAAGGCACAUAUGCUGGCAGACUACAAGCAGCAAUUACUUCGAUGAUAAAACUGUCUGCGAUUACAGCCAAAGGUUGUGCGAUCAUUAUUGCUGAAUGGGCUGCAAAGUAA